UCAGUGAAUUAUUUCGUGAUCCUUUCUACGAGGUCUCGUCGCUGCGGCAUCGUUAACUCUACGGUAAAUAUUCUCAACUAUCAAUAAUUUAUAAUAUUUUUUAUACUCCAACGAUUUAUUCGCGAACACGUCGAUUGAAAAUAAACCUUGCGAAGUGGAGGUUAGAAUCGCAAUGGAGUCGGUUGGCCGGCCUGUUUCUCGGCAACGUUUAUCACUAUAAAGCGGUAGGGACAGUCUGCUAUUUCUGUCAUUAAACUGUGAUAAGAAAAAAGCUCGCAAUAAUUCAUUCGAGGGUAUAAUUACUCGAAGCUAAUGGAAUAUUAUCGCAAUGACGUAAACGACACCGUGUAAAAUACAGGUAAAACUACGAACGCCGAUGGUUUCUCUUUCGUUGAUGCGAGUGCGUUGAGUGAAAGGAACGAUGAAAUCGUGUCGAGAAUAACGAGAGCAUCGGUCGAGUCGAAAGCAAUAAUCUAGUGAUCCGAUCUUGAUGUUCUGUUGGUCCAGCGAUCAUGACGCGAUUGAGAGGCAGGGCCUCUUUGAUGGUAAUCGUAAUGAUCAGCUUCACUCUGCUGAUCAUUACUUAUCACAUUCUCAGUAACGAGGUCGAGGACAUCUCCUCCAACAAGUUGAAUCCGCGAUUAAAAAUAGAGGAGGUCUACCCGUUGAGCGACCUCACGGAGAACCCCCGUAGCAUCGCCAAGAAACAGCAGAUAGAGACUCGCAUACUGAGCAAGCUGAAAAAUGGGGGCGGUACGCUGUUCGGUGACCUGAAUUAUGGCAAGUCGUACGCGGACACCGUGCCCCUGUUCAAGGGCCAGAAGAUUGUGCACUUGGAUCUGAAGGGUGCGCCUCCCAAAGUGAGUUACUACAAGUACCUGCUGAAUUUGCUCAAAAAAUUAGGUGCCACAGGCGUGUUAAUAGAAUACGAAGACAUGUUUCCGUUCGACGGACAGCUGAGAAACAUCAGCGCCAGCAAUUGCUACUCCAAAAAGGAUAUCCAAGACAUCCAGGAGAUAGCCGAGGAAAACAAGCUCACGGUGAUCCCAUUGGUACAAACCUUUGGUCAUAUGGAGUUCGUACUUAAGUUAGACGCGUAUAAGGACUAUCGAGAAGUGCCACAUUACCCCCAAGUACUCUGCCCUACUUACAACAAAACGCUUCCAUUAAUUUUCGAUAUGAUCGACCAAGUGAUGGCUGCUCAUCCCGCCGUAAAACACUUGCACAUAGGAGCCGACGAGGUAUACCAAAUCGGAGAGUGUACCAGGUGUUUGGAGACGAUGGUCAAAAGACAGUGGGGCAAAAAGCAGUUGUUCUUGGACCAUGUGACCAAAGUGGCUAGGUAUAUUAAGGAUAAGUAUCCGGAACUCGUCGUCCUCAUGUGGGACGACGAGUUCAGAGAGAUUUUCCCGCAUGAGAUUAUAAACAGAGGACUGCACUCGAUGGUGGAGCCGGUUAUCUGGAAGUAUACCACGGAUCCUGGAGCAACCUUGAACGACCAGCUGUGGGAGAGCUACGCGACCGUCUGGAAGGACGUCUGGGUGGCGACAGCGUUCAAAGGAGCCACCUUGCCGGACAGAUACUACACCGACCUGGCUUACCACAUGGAGAACCAUCAACGGUGGUUAGAGAUCAUCAGCAGGUAUUCUAAUCAGAUCACGUUCAAGGGUGUGAUGCUGACCGGGUGGCAGCGGUACGACCACUUCAGCGUGCUCUGCGAGCUGCUGCCGGUUGCUCUGCCAUCGUUGGCCGUGAACUUAGCCAUUCUGCAGGCUCCCGAGCUGAACAGGUUCCCUGUGAACGUGCCAACACCUGUAAUGCAAGCGCUUCGCUGCGAGGGUAUCAUCUCGCUGACUGUUCCAGAACCUCACUACGGUUGGGCCAAGUGCAGCUACCAGGGCGUGUCGAUCUACGCCAUCGUUCUACGGCUGUUCUCCCUGACCCAGGAGGUCCAGAAGAUGGAGCAAGACAACACCUUCAAAGGCUGGUUAAAACCCUACAAUAUCAAGCACUCGUUCUCCAGCCCCGUCCACGUGGAGCGCGCGGUCGCUGACCUGGACAGACACAAAAUGGAGCUGAUCUACAUCGAGAAAGAAAUGAGAAACGCCAUGGAGGACAUCUACGACAACUACACUAUCCAAGAGUGGAUAGAGACGUACCUGGUCCCGUUGAACGACAAGUUCACCGAACUCUCGGAGGCCAAGACGAAGCUGCUCGAGAAAAACGUUUGGCCGAGGAGACCGCUGAAAUACUCGGAGUUAUAGUUAAUCGUAAACAUUGAGAGAUUGUAGGUACCACGCGUACAAGGUGUCCCGGCUCAGGGUUUCCGCGCGAUGUCAAUCAUAGGUAGCGGGUUGUCGGAUUCGAUCGUCUCGAUGGAAUUCCAAAACGAACGCGCGGGAACACUGAGACGGGACAGGCUACAUAAAAAGAGACUGAAGACGAUAUUAAAAUAAGCUACACGCGCUGGGACUUAUCGUUAAGAGUCUCGGUUUUCUAAAAAAAACGAGCAACAAUCGAUGGUGUAAUGAAAUCUACCGGAGCUAUAAUUUUGCACCUUGUACGUUUAAUAUAUAGAACUCUACUCAAUAUUUCAAUCUCUAACGACUGCACCGUCCGCGAGUUUAUCCUCGUUCAUCCGAUCGUGUUCGAUAAGUAAACGAGAUUUGUUUGUUUUUCUUUUCUUAUUUUUUUUUUUAUUGACCAGAUUUAUAUCUUCGCUGUUUCAGAAAUCGUUUUUUAUGAUUGACCACAAUCGUUCCGCAUACCUGCCUUACCUGAUUUUUACCGACUAAUUUAUUAUCCGUAUUUAUUGACACAGUUGUAACGAAUGCUUCCGAUUUUGCAUGUUUCCUCGCGAAGUCAAUUGUUGAGUAUACGCACACAUACACACACACACACACAUACACUGUGCCCUCCCUCCAGACCCGUUUUCUCUUGUUGAACCGCAUUGUUCUCUUGUUGAAUCUGCGUUUAUGUUUGUCGCGUACGUUUACGUUAUCUCGUACAUGUAACGUUUGCAUGAUUAGUGCCAUUGAGACGAAUAGAUCAUAGGGAAAGUUCUACUCGCGGUUCAUAAAAAUGUAUAGAAAGUUCGGCGAUUAGAUUCGUUCGACCGUUCCGCGUAAUUCGAUCGAUCAUUUGAUAUUUCCUUCGAUUCGACGAAUUCCGGCAGCGAACGCGCGACGACGCGCCGGCCUCGUUUCCAGCAAAUGAUCGAGCAUUCAUCGAGCAUUGAAAUCACCGGAUUCGAGAAUUGUAGCGCCCGCCACGAUUAUGUAUAUUAAUGUACGUUCCAACAAUUAAUACGUACGGUGUAUUAUCCCGAUUAUUGUAAAAGUAUUUUUAACAUUGUUAUGUCAUCUCGCUAUUAACAUUAAUUGCCACGAGUAGUAAGAUUCUAUCGAUAAAUAAAUCUGUUUCUAAACCUAUUGCGAAGA
Molecule: messenger RNA, 3440 nt
Organism: Megalopta genalis
Lineage: Eukaryota; Metazoa; Arthropoda; Insecta; Hymenoptera; Halictidae
Product: hexosaminidase D
Biological process (GO): carbohydrate metabolic process
Molecular function (GO): hexosaminidase activity
Source: RefSeq, a predicted model, not a curated record